Messenger RNA from Trichoderma atroviride IMI 206040, 1290 nucleotides. RefSeq lists its product as uncharacterized. Lineage: Eukaryota; Fungi; Ascomycota; Sordariomycetes; Hypocreales; Hypocreaceae. The record is from RefSeq and is a predicted model, not a curated record.
AUGGAUGUCUGGACGGAAAAGCCAGGGAAGCAUAACGAUCCAGGCAUGGCGCAGUCAAUGUCAGCAGAGACACUAGUCGAGGAUGACAACAAGGUCACAGACACUGAAUAUAUGACCGAAUACGGCAUGACGUUUUGGGAACAGCAGGGCUACAUACAAGAGGUAGCAGGACAUUUGUUCGAAGCAGUCCGUACAAGCUGGUGGUGUGCGGACCAGGAGACGCGAGGAAGUGUUACAGCAAUUUUGCCCCGUUUGCUCAAGGGAUUUGCUUCUAGGCUUCGUUAUGAUACUGAUUACCUCAUUCACCAAGAUAUUAUAUCCUUUAUUAAUGAGCAUAGCUGUGACAUUGCGACGGAAUUUUUAAAUAUCGGAUCUAUGCAAGACAAAAGUAAUUUGGAUAAGCCUUGGCGAUUCGUCUUUAACACCCGUGCCUCUGGAUGGCUACGCACCCAACUUCGGAGGGAGUUUUGUCUUGCCUCAAAAGGACCAAACAUCAUUCAAGAAAUCCAAGACACUAUCAUGUCUGCGUUCCCGCCCGCUCCUGACUACAGCGAAGAUUCAUCUCGUCCAUAUUUUGCUGUUACCUUUGAGCUUGAAUGUGAUCUUCUUUUCUUUUUUGAAACGCAAAACCCCGAAGAACCGCCAGGCGAAGGAUUUAGGACGGCUUUCACCCUGACUGGUUCCGAAUUAGAUGUUCAGGGAGCAACUUGCAGUAAUUACAUGCGGCAGACUUGGCCUAUGACAGGAGAGGCAAUCAUCGAGCUGGUUACAGGUGCUCUUUGCGUUCGGCAAGGGUGUGCCUUUAUGAAAACAAUGUUGGACGGGACGGAACUCAGUGCAAUGAUUAACGAAUGCAAUGGUAAACUCAUUGUGGAAGCUUACGGAGCUGCAGUUUCGAUUGCGGAAAUUGGAGAGCAGCUUGCUUGGCUCGGAGCUGCCGUAGGGACAUUGCCCCGAGAGCAUAAUAAGAUCAUGUAUUGCACGCCAGUCAUCACCGAGGAUUGGGAAUCGGACAGUAUUGCAUCGCCCCUUUCAAUUCUGCAGCCAUCAUUAAAAAGCAUCAACCUUAAGAUCAUGUUCGAGAUGGAAGAAACCUCCGCCACGGCACAACAUGGAGGGUGCAUUAUUGUGAAGGGUUAUCCGAUCUCUCAGAGAAAUGUGUGGAGAGAGUCUGGAAAUUUUGGUCAGUGUGGUGGUACAAAUGGAACUGAUUCUUGGAAUCGAUCAAUUGAGAGGCUUUGCAUGCGUGAAUGGCUUUUUCACCAAGGAUUUUCCAUGAGAGAGACGUAA